Messenger RNA from Tachysurus vachellii, 4777 nucleotides. RefSeq lists its product as uncharacterized. The transcript has 18 exons. Lineage: Eukaryota; Metazoa; Chordata; Actinopteri; Siluriformes; Bagridae. The record is from RefSeq and is a predicted model, not a curated record. The coding region runs from base 1373 to 4360 and encodes 995 amino acids.
GUGGACACGUAUUUCCCUUCUUUCGAUCUAAUGUCUCACGGCAGUUCGUGUCACAGGACACGAAAUGUAAUCUAUUCAAUUCGUGUUCGUGGACACGAAUUUCCCUUUUUUUUUCGUGUCCCUCAGCACGACUUUCGAUCUAAUGUAUUUCAAUAGGAAACUUUUUUCGUGUCCCUCAGCACGACUUUCGAUCUAAUGUAUUUCAAUAGGAAGCAUCUUUCGUGUCUGCACCACGUUUUUUUCCUGCCACUCGGAAGCAUUGUUUUUGACCAUUGGUGACUCAUUUUUAAUUCAUUUUUAAUCUUUAAGCACUACAUUACUCAACAUUUAAGCAGGAGAUUUUUAUCCUUGUUAUUAUUGCUUUGUGCUAUGGUCUACUUUUACUGUGUUGAAGACGUCAGCUAAAACUAGCUGUUGACCCACCGCCGAUUCUCUUUUAAUGACAUCCUCAUCUUUCUUUCAACACAUAAACACGAAAGUGUGCUUGAUAAUGCAACAAUACGAUGUCAUGGCCAUCCGUAUUAUUUUAUUCUCCUUCUACUACAACCCAGUCUCACGGCAGUUCGUGGCAUAGUCACGAACUGUAAUCUAUUGAUUCGUGUUCGUGGACACGUAUUUCCCUUCUUUCGAUCUAAUGUAUUUCAAUAGGAAGCAUCUUUUGAGUCCGCUCCACGUUUUUCUUUCUGCCACUCGGAAGCAUUCGGACAGUAAACUAAAUACUACAGUACCCAUGAGCCUUUUCUAUUUUUACUAUGUUGAUGACGUCAGCUAAAACUACCUGUUGACCCACCGCCGAUUCUCUUUUAAUGACAUCCUCAUCUUUCUUUCAACACAUAAACACGAAAGUGUGCUUGAUAAUGCAACAAUACGAUGUCAUGACCAUCCGUGUUAUUUCAUUCUCCUUCUAUUGUGAGAACGGGGGAUUAACUGUGAUUAUUAAGUCAAUUAAAAUAAUAUAAAAAAUAAAUUAAAUUAAUUAGUGGACGCCCGCAUUACCCGUGAGCCUCAGCGGAGACGGCUGCUAUGGAGACGGAGCCAGCCCGCUUUGCGAUUGGUUGAUUUCUGCAGGCCGCGAAUUCUCCUUCAUUGCGCUCAACCCACUACCCAGGUAAGCCACGAGACUUGAAUGUAAUGAUCAAAUUUGUUUAAAUGUUAUAAUUGAUGCUUUUCUUUGGGAUUAGACUCACAUGGUUUACAUGUUAGAGCAAAGAAUUAAAGGCCGACCGACGGUUUGCAUUUUAACAGUAAAAAAAAGAAGAAAAAAAACCACGCGCCUUUUGUGCAGUCAUACAGAAAAUGGGAAAAACGUGAAUUUUAUUGGUUUAUUAAGUAUUUUAAGGAUAAUUUGUCACAUUUUAAACAUUUUUUCAACAUGUCUAGCCUUCACUACAUAAUGAACUUUUUCUGUUCUCCCUGCAGAUCCCGUCUAACUUCACCUUCACCCUAUAUAAUCACCUCAUUCCCAAAAACCAAAGGCACUUUUAAGAGCCAACCUCUCUAUCUAUCUAUCUAUCUAUCUAUCUAUCUAUCUAUCUAUCUAUCUAUCUAUCUAUCUCUCACACACACACAACCUCUCUGUUCAUCUAUAUUUCUAUCAAUUUCUUCAAUAUCUAUCUGUUCUCUAUCUCUAUUUCUCAAUCUUUCCUCUCUUUCUGUCAUUGUCUACUUGUCUGUUAUCUGUCUCUGUCUGUCAGUCUGUUUGUCUGUAUUUGUCUGUGUUGCAAUGGCCACCAGAUAUGUCUUUGACCCACAAAACCCCCAGUACCAAGAGGGGAGACGCAUGGUUCUUGAAAUGGAACUUGACCGCCUUACAGCUGAAUCCAAGAGAGCAGCUUUGGAGAGGAAACGUGCAGGCUCUGGAGGAGAACCUCCACGGACUUCUAAAAGGGUCUUUAGAGGGGUAGGUCGUGGCAAGCCAAGGGGAAGGCGAGGAGGGCAACGCAAAGCCUCAGCUACAGUCACAUACCCUCCGGUUGAGUGUUCUCUGUCAUCCAGUGUGGAGGUUCCCUCAGAAAUACUAAAUCCUCAAGAGGAAUUUGAGAAAAAUAUGGAGAGGCUCUCAAAUAUUUUGGCAUCAUGUCUUUCUGCUGAGUCUCAAAGAAGCUCUGCUUCAUCAUGGUCUUUUCGGAAGCAGAAAGCCUCAGAGCGCUGGAAAGAGGCAAGACCGUACCACCUACAAUGCCUUAUCGCAAAGGAGGCUGUUGGUCAUCCCUUGUGUUGCCUUUGCCACGAGCCUGCUGUUAUUAGGUGCAGAGAGUGUCUUCCUGAGGAUUGGUUCUGUGGGGACUGUGAUGUAUUGCAUCACAAAAAACAGCCACUCCACAACAGGGAAAGUGUGAUUCAUGGGUUUUUUGAAGCCAUUCCUCCAACCUCAUGCAUCAUGAAAGGAGAAGGUGGAUAUUGCACCCAUGAGCAAGCUUGCAUUUUGCCAACUGUGAAGGUGCCAGACUGCUCCUGUGAAGGCACAAGCUUCACUGUAUUACCAGGCAAACCAGUGAUUUUGAUUACCAUCAAUGGGCGUUUUGACUUGCAUCAGCCACUAUAUGAAUGUCAAACAUGCCAGCAGCAGUGGACUCCUGAUUCAAAGGACCUCCUUAGGAGUGGAUAUUGGCCAGCCUCUGUCAGCAAUUCAACGCUGUAUACACUGGACCUCCUGAGCUCCUUUCAGGAGCUCAAGGUCAUCGCUCCAGGAUUCUCCAGACAAGCCUUUGCAAAGCUGCUGGAGCAUCGGACUAAGUGUGGAGGAAGAAAUGGACAUAUCAAUGGCGAUGCACUGCAGCGGAGCUUUUUGGAGUUUUCCUACGCUUCUUUUGAAGAAGAACAGCUCUGCUGUAGUGCACCUUUCACCUGCCCAGCCUGCACGCCGGAAAUGUUGGCUGUUUCCGCCGAUGGGAACAGAAAGCUAUAUCGCUUUCACCGAAACACAAGCUCUGAUGAUCCUAGUUUUUUUGAAGGGCUCUUUGUGGCUGAAGACAGUGUGGUGUCUACAUUUGUCGACACCAUACAGAAAGCAGUGAGAAAUACACAGGGAAGAGGCGCAUGUGGGGACUCCCAGUGGACAGCAGCGAGGGAGACGUCAAGGAAGGCUUCCAAAUUGGAUGAAGAGGGGAUGGAGGUUGCUGUGUGUCGCCAUGGGUUUCUUCUGAAGGCCCUUAAUAUGUACAGAGGGGAGAUAUUUGCCUACCCCCUGUAUCUUCAAAAGGAGCUUAUGCCAGCCAAGGCAAAAUUCUUUGCUAUGGAUGUGGCUUGCAAAUAUUGGCCAUACUUGGAGAAAGCUGCUCGAGUCCUUCCUGCCCUUCAGGAGCUCAACGAAAUGAAACCCUUCCUCAGCAUAAUGCAUGCUCGAGCCCAUGCUACAAAGUGUGAGAUUAAAUGGAGUGGUAGGAACCAGGAAGGAGCAGGAACAACAGCCGGAGAGGAGGUGGAGCAAGUGAACAGCUACCUGUCACGUUGUGCCCUGACUACCAAAUAUAUGUCCAAAGCAGCACGGGUGGACAUGGUUACUUUGCACGCAGUGGGGUGGAACCACAAAAAAAGUCUCUCUCUACAUCAGGCACUUUCCACAAGAUAUGUGAAGACUUGUCAGAGACUCCAGGACGAGACUGCAAGGCUAGAUGAACUCAAAACAGAGCUACACUGCACAGAUGAAUUGGUGUCACAGUGGCUCUCUGAUGUGAAGGAAUGGGCAGCUGAUGAGACACCAGAUACAUCUCAUGCCAGUCAAGGCACCACACACAGAGGACUUCAGCAGUCAAUUGAGGGGCUUUACCUUAGUGUGAGGCAGCGGAAGCAAACCCUCUACCGCCAGAAUGACAGCAGCAAGUUUCGCCAUCGCCUUCGAAGGAAGCUGGCAGAAGACAAAAAGCUCCUCCUUCAGGAGAUCCAGAAAUACAAUGGUCUUGUACAAGACUCUGCCACAAACAUAGAUGUAGCUACUGUGGAGCAUUCCCUUAAUGGAGAGAGCAAUGUGUCUCAAAUAUGGCCAUGGGAGGUUCAUGGCAGUGCCAACAUUUCAAUCAAGAAGCAAUUGCAUGACCAAGUGAUGUUGGAGAUGCGACUGCAAGAGGAAAAAAGCAUUUUGGUUUUGGAGAUGGCACAACACUGCACAUGGUUGCAGAGCCUGGCAGUGGUUCUCAAGAACAAGAUGACUGAGGAGGAUGUAGACAAGGGAAAUGAGGGACUUUGCUGUCUCUUAAGAAGACGACUGUCAGAGGUGUCAGAACGGUUGCAAGUUGUCCUCCAACAGUACAAGACUGCUUUAGGUCCUGAGGCCUCUGUCCUUCUACAUGUUGAAGCAGAAGAUCCAAGUGGCUUCAGUAGUCCAGACACCAGUGAGGAUGAAGAGGAAAACACAGUUUAGAUGGAAGAUACACAAAGGACUGUGUUGAAGGAAAUGGACUCACCCUAUAUCUGUAUCUUAUUAGUAUGCUGAUUGAUUAAACACAUCAAAAUAUGUAUGCAUCCUAUAUUGUUGAAAAGUCUACCUUUGUUGACAAUUUAUGUCACUGUCUUUUUUUUGUCCUUACAAGCACAUUGUACAUUGGUACAGCAGAUUUAGCUAAUACAUUAAGUACUUGUAUAAUGCAUUAGAUUGUAUGUAACAGAAAAAUACACUGUUUUUGUAUGCUAUGAUUAUACUUUAUAUUGUAUAUUACUUGUUUCCCUGUUGGUGCUUUUCAAGUUACCUUAACCUCGGUCCAGUGUCAUUAAAUACAACCUUAUGACGUGUGACAAAUAUGCAUUUGGUGUAUUUUCAAUAAAUUAUUUCCAAAGAUGA